Molecule: messenger RNA, 1383 nt
Organism: Armigeres subalbatus
Lineage: Eukaryota; Metazoa; Arthropoda; Insecta; Diptera; Culicidae
Product: zwei Ig domain protein zig-8-like
Exons: 9
Coding region: 1-849 (282 amino acids)
Biological process (GO): synapse organization
Cellular component (GO): neuron projection membrane
Source: RefSeq, a predicted model, not a curated record
AUGACAUCCGGCAUUAUCAACGGCGUCAACACAGGUGGCAGCGGGGCAGGUUCGCAGCACAACAUCAUCAAAAAGUUCUCCCCGCAUCCGUAUUUUGACUUCGACGUGACGCGAAACAUAACAACCCGCGUGGGUCAGACAGCGUUCAUCAAUUGCCGCGUCGAGCAAAUCGGUGAUAAAUGGGUUUCCUGGAUACGAAAGCGAGACUUGCACAUCCUGUCGGCGGGCAUGGUUGUUUACACCUCCGAUGAACGAUACCAGGUAACCCGUUCGGAGAGGUCUGAAGUUUGGACGAUGCAAAUUAAAUUCGCCCAACAGCGGGACUCGGGCGCCUAUGAGUGCCAAGUCAACACAGUGCCUAAGAUGUCGAUGACAUUUCAGUUAAAUGUAGUUGAGGCAAAAGCCCUCAUCCUCGGACCAACAGACAUAUACGUAAAAAUUGGCAGCGCUGUGACGCUGACGUGCAUCAUCACCCAAGGACCACACGAUUUGGGCACAAUCUUCUGGUAUCGAGGGACAAACAUCAUCAAACCAACGGAGACACAUCUGAACGAAACGACGAUACCAUAUCCGCCACGAAUAUCAGUGGACCUCAAGUGGACCGAAGCUUUAACCUCGAGACUGAAAAUAUUGGACGCCAAGCUGUUAGACUCGGGCAAUUACACCUGUAUGCCGACGUCUGCGGAAGCGAGCAGCGUGAUGGUGCAUGUGUUGAACGAGGAAAAUCCCGCCGCUAUGCAACGAGGAGGAACCAUCGCCCGGCAUAGCUCAACCACCUGCCAGCUCUACUUGUUGGCCGCCGUGGUAAUCCUGUUCUCUCGAGUCGGCCGGCCCAGUUGGCAUUCGUAGCAGUAGCUGUGAACUGGCCCGGUUCGAGUUCAUUUGCAACCGGGGAGCCAGUCAAGUACUUAAGCCGCCAUCGUAUCGCAAGCGCCAACGAACAACAGAAGCCUACAUAUGGGGAGUGCAAGAGGGAGGAAAUGGAUACCUGGAUGUGAAUGAAAUCAAUUUUGGGAGCGUAACCAAUGGUUGGGAUGCUGCCGCAAUCGUACAGCAAGGAGGAGCAUUUUGGCUGUCGCGGACAAGAUAUCGUCACCGUGCUAGGCAAAGGCGCCGGAACCACAUGUGAUUAGUGAAAUUUAGGUUAAUUAGAGUAAGUUUAUUUUGGACUAAUCCGCUUAGAAUGCAUAGAAAUUCACUCCAUCGUAGCGAAACAUCUGUACAUAAGACCUAGCACCUAAGGUAGAGGGUACAUAAAAUGCAAACGUUAUUUAUAAUUGGUUGUUCGAGAAAACUAGAAUCUAAUAGGGACACAUUUUGAAGGUGAGUGAAUGUGAGAUCAUUGUGUUUAUUGCUAUGAAAAUGUUAAAAUAAAUCGAAGUC